AUGUGUGUAAGUCUCCUUCAAGCCAAUCCAACCUUUUUAAAUGAGUGUCUAAAUAGAAUUACCUAUGUUUGUCCUGAACCGCUCGUUGCGUAUGGUUGGCCGAGAACAGCUGGUUCGCCUAUGCAAGCAAUAGCCGGUGGCAGACUCACCUGCACAACCGCAAAUCCUUUCUGGAGGACUCCUGGCCUUGUGGGCAUGAGACUGAUUACUUGCAUGUCACGUCCUCAAACUAGUAAGCUCGAAUUCACCUGCCCCGCAGGAACAAAACGUUAUAUCUACGAAGCUGUUGGCCAAGGAUAUGUUCCUGCUUCUGACACGAAUCCUAUCACUUGCAAUGACAAUGGACCUGGCUCUUCUUGGAAUACCCAAUUGGACCCACCAUUUGAAGACGCUUAUGUACAAUACGUUUCUUGCUUUUCUGAAACAUAA
Messenger RNA from Strongylus vulgaris, 429 nucleotides. Lineage: Eukaryota; Metazoa; Nematoda; Chromadorea; Rhabditida; Strongylidae. The record is from the annotation of a GenBank genome assembly.